AUGUCCCGUCUCUUCCGAUCUUUCUGUCUGAUUGCGCCUCGUUCGCCUUUCGUCUCACCAACACGCACCUUUUCCAGUACAUCCAUAUAUCUAGCAAAGGCUCUCCCACCUCGACCGAAACCUCCACCCGAGUCCGAGAUCGAAGAAUCGUAUGUCAAAGGAAGUGGUCCGGGCGGUCAGAAGAUUAACAAAACCAACUCUGCGGUCCAGCUCAAGCACGUGCCCACGGGGAUAGUCGUCAAGUCGCAGGCAACCCGUUCAAGAGACCAAAAUCGAAAACAUGCCCGCGAACUGCUUGCCCAGCGGGUCGAUGAGCUACGAAACGGCGACCAAAGUCGGUCAGCCAUUGUUGGGCGUGUAAAGGAAAAGAAAGCCGCAAGUGCCUCCAAGAAGAGUCGCAGGAAAUACAAGAAGCUUGAGGAAGACAAGGCAAUUGCUGCAGCUGGAGGUGAAGCUGAGGCCCCGUUGGAGGCGACCUCUGACUUGUCUACAGAAAACCGUUCAGCUGCACAUAAAACAGAGAGUUCUGAAGCUACUGAACCUUCUGAUACCACGAGCAAACUGACCUGA
Molecule: messenger RNA, 570 nt
Organism: Fusarium pseudograminearum CS3096
Lineage: Eukaryota; Fungi; Ascomycota; Sordariomycetes; Hypocreales; Nectriaceae
Exons: 2
Coding region: 1-570 (189 amino acids)
Biological process (GO): translational termination
Cellular component (GO): mitochondrion
Molecular function (GO): translation release factor activity
Source: RefSeq, a predicted model, not a curated record